CCGAUUUAUUUCCUUCCACUUGUUCCAAUCCGAUUCCGGCGAGACCCGAAUAGUAUGGAACAAGCUUCAUCAUCAUCUUCUUGUCCCAACCCGCAAACAGUUCAUUCACCCUCUAAUUGGGACCAUGACGUGUUCCUCAGUUUUAGGGGAGAGACCCGCAACAGUUUCACGGACCAUUUGUACUAUGCGUUGAAUAAGAAAGGAAUUGACGCAUUUAGAGAUACUGAAAAGCUUCAGAGGGGGAAAUCCAUCUCGCCGGAGCUUCUGAAAGCAAUCGAAGAGUCCAAGUUUGCGGUUGCAGUUCUUUCGCCUAACUAUGCAACUUCAACUUGGUGUCUUGAUGAGCUGGCUCAUAUUGUUCAAUGCAAGAAGCUGAGGGGACUGGAACUUCUUCCGGUUUUUUACCAUGUGGAGCCUUCUCAGAUAAGGAAGCAGACCGGCAACUACGGCGAGGCCUUUGCUGAGCACGAGAUAGAUUUCAAGGACAAUAUCACCACGGUGGAGAAUUGGAGGGAAGCUUUGAAGGAGGUAGCCAAUCUUUCCGGAUGGCAUGUGACAUGGGAUAGGAGAGAAUCAGAAGUUGUUCAAGAAAUAGUUGAUCAGAUUCUAUAUAUGCUUGACAAUGUGUUAUCUGUUCCUGAAAGAGAGUUAGCUGGAAUGGAUGCCCGUAUAAAAGAAUUAGAGGCUUGCCUGAAUCUAGAGUCAAAUGAGAUAUUUGCCGUAGGUAUUUGGGGGAUGGGGGGCAUUGGUAAGACUACUCUCGCAAAAGAAGUCUACAAAGAGAUUCACAACCGAUUCCACACUAGCGGGUUUGUUUGCGAUGUCAGAUUGCGAUCGCAAGUGGAUUAGCAGAA
Argentina anserina (silverweed cinquefoil) is the source of this 854-nucleotide messenger RNA. Its product is annotated as disease resistance protein RPV1-like. NCBI's taxonomy places the organism in Eukaryota, Viridiplantae, Streptophyta, Magnoliopsida, Rosales, Rosaceae. Gene Ontology annotation, molecular function: ADP binding. The record is from RefSeq and is a predicted model, not a curated record. The coding region runs from base 55 to 849 and encodes 264 amino acids. The transcript has 2 exons. Gene Ontology annotation, biological process: signal transduction.